AUGAAAGACGAUGUUCAUGAGUGGUUAAUGGUAAGAAGUGAUUUGCUGAAAGAGUUGGAAACACAUUUACACGUUUAUGAACAAGUGGUAGGGGUGACGCAGAGGGCUAGGGAAUUACUUCACAUCUUGUCAUGGUAUGAAAGUCCGGCGCCCCAGGAACAUUGGAUGACAAUGCCAGACAUGGGUCACAUCAUAGCAUCUGCUUAUAAUUGUGUCGUUGUCCAUUUAUCAAAUGUUCAAUGUCUUACAUUCCUCCCCCUCCAAUCGAAGCCUUUACCCUCCAUGAAACGAAAGGUAUUCCUUAAAAAAGGUUCCCCUAUGCCGCCAAUAGCUUGCAAUUGGAAAAAAUAUCGUCUUUCUAUCGCUAAAAAUUGGGAUGCAGCACAUGUUGCAGCCAUUCAGAAGUUCAAUGAAAUCAUCGGCGUUGACGUAGCAACAAAGGAGGUCAUCCAUGUCAAUUAG
This is a messenger RNA of Rhododendron vialii, 462 nucleotides long. RefSeq lists its product as uncharacterized. The record is from RefSeq and is a predicted model, not a curated record. Bases 1 to 462 code for a protein of 153 amino acids. The transcript is spliced from 2 exons. NCBI's taxonomy places the organism in Eukaryota, Viridiplantae, Streptophyta, Magnoliopsida, Ericales, Ericaceae.